AUGUUUCAAUGUAUCUAUCUAUGUAUCUAUCUAUCUAUCUAUCAGUCGAUCGAUCUAUCUAUACUUGUACCUAUGUCUACCUAUCUAGCGACCUUUGACUGUACAUUGUUAUCUACCGAUCUAUGUAUAAUUGAACAUGGACAUCUAUCUAUCUAUCUAUCUAUCUAUCUAUCUAUCUAUCUAUCUAUCUAUCUAUCCCUCUCUCUCUCUCUAUAUAUAUAUAUAUAUAUACAUAUACUAAAUUGUUUUUAUCUAUCUAUCUAUCUAUCUAUCUAUCUAUCUAUCUAUCUAUCUAUCUAUCUAUCUAUCUAUCUCAGUCUGUUCAUAUUAUCUCUAUCUACAGAUCCUACCUCUAUUUUCCUUUCCUUGAUAUUCCCGUUUCCUCUUUUUUUAAUUCCUUUCCACUUCUCCGACCUACUUAUUCAUUUUUUUACCAUUCUUUCAUCUAUUUGCCUUUCAUUCGUCGAGGCUGUUUUAUCUCAUUACUGUCCGUUUUUUUUUCCUCUCCAUUUUGAGCUCUAA
This is a messenger RNA of Acanthosepion pharaonis, 522 nucleotides long. The record is from the annotation of a GenBank genome assembly. Lineage: Eukaryota; Metazoa; Mollusca; Cephalopoda; Sepiida; Sepiidae.